Molecule: messenger RNA, 573 nt
Organism: Prorocentrum cordatum
Lineage: Eukaryota; Dinophyceae; Prorocentrales; Prorocentraceae
Source: the annotation of a GenBank genome assembly
GACCAGCCAGCGUCAAAGAUGUCGGGCGCCCGCACCGCUGCUGCCCUCUGCCUGCUGCGCGCCGCAGGCGGCCAGCAGGCCAGCGUGUCGCUCACGGAGGAGCACCCGCCGCUCACCGUCUUCACCUGCACUGCCACCGCGGCGUGCGCACCAGAGAGGGGGGGCCUCACGCUCGACGCUCAGUACCGGUGGGUGCACGCGGCGGCCGGCGACGACGCCACCAAGAACGACGUGCCCAAGAACUGCCUCAGCGACGGCGCCUGGAACAAGGAGCUGUGCCCCGACCCCGCGGCCUGCGCCAAGAACUGCGCCGUCGAGGGGCUGACCAAGGACGGCUACAAGAACACGUACGGCAUCUCGCGCGUCGACAACGGGUUCAAGCUGGAGUACCUCACCGAAGGACGGCGGCGGCUCCCGCGUGCACCUCGCGGGCAAGGAGGACAGCUACAAGGUCCUCGCGCUGAAGAACCGCGAGAUCUCCUUCGACGUGGACGUCUCGACCCUGCCCUGCGGCCUGAGCAGCACGCUCACCCUGACGCCGAUGGACCCCGAUGGCGAGAUGGGCAUCGGUGA